UGCUGAAAACUAUGUGCAAAGAUCAACAGCUAUCACCACUACACCUACUACUGCACCCAUUUGCUAUACGACUACUCGUUCAGCUGCAAUGAUGGCAUUAGCUUUAGGUCAACAGUCCAAAAGUCCGGUCCAUACGGUCAAAAUACGUAACGAAAACGUUAUACUUAAAAAUGAUGCAGAACUGUCAGCUAGCCUCAUACAGCACAAUAAAACAUCUUCGACUGCUUCGGUUUCAACUGCGUCCACAAAAGUAAAUAAUUCAUCACCUGAAAUGACUGCCACAGCACGGUUUAAAUAUAACUCAAAUAUCAACACCACAAAUAAUGCCAUUUUCUCUGGUGGGAGUGGUUCAAGUGGUUCUGAUAAUGAUUGUUUUAAUACCUCGUCCUCUUCUUCGGCAACUGCACUUAGACGCUUAUACUUUAGAAGCGGUCGCAGUAAUAAACCCAAAAUGAAUCCAACAGCAAAUUCGACCAUGACAAGCAUUCCAUUAACUGUAAUUAAUCAGGCAAAUAUUGCAUUUCAUACAUCUGUACAAACCGAGGGCGUUCCAAAGGUUGUCGUUAUGGGUUCAUCAGCGGCGUCAAUGACAGAAGCAAACAUCAGCACAUCAACGGACUCAGCAUCUACACUUGUAACAAGUAUUACCCAUACCACGGACACUUCGGCUUCUGAAACUUGUGAUGAUUCUGUUGAUUUGGGUGAUAACUCCGGACCGAGCGAACCAUUAUUUAGCUCAUUGGAGGAGCCACUACUUACCACAAAGCAUGUUGACUCUGAACAUGAGAGUAAUGAUAUCGAGCUAAAAAGUUGUUCAAGAUACCCUAGAUCAGAGAUGAACUUACAGGAUAGCACAGAGAGCCAAGAAUCCACAUUAUCCAUAUUUGCUGCUGAACCAACAUCAACCACGCCAUUGUUGUCAAAUUGUCGUUAUGAUCUAAAUACUGAACAUCUUAGAUGUGAAUCCGAACUUUUGCCAAAUACGGCACCAGCACCAAGUAGUGGCACAAAACACUUUACAUUUGAUCCGCCAAAAGCUCCACAAUCGGCCAGCACAUUUGAAAAGUCAAGAAACCUUUUUACUUUUAGAGGAAAUAUAAGCGGUAAUUCUUCAAAAUCUAAUCAAAAUCAACAACAAACACAACAACUUCAAAAACAAAUUCGGCGUUUCUUCGACUCCGACAAGAAUAUUGAGGAACGCAUACACAAUACAAAACAGAAUGAGGACCGCAGCAUUAUAGCAACGAAACGAGAGAACACAUCUAAUAAAAAUAAAUUUCGCACUGCAUAUGCAUCUCAACGUAAUACUAAUAAUAGCACUGAGGGGGAAGAUAUAAACGAAAGUGAAAAUCUACGUAGUGGCACUAAAAAGUCUCGAGCGCGUGAUGUUAAUACAACAGUUAAUUCACGUAACCGCUAUUCAACGGGAGGGAUAGCAGCUUUAAGUAGCACAAAAACAAGUCCAAAGCACGAAGUACGACGCUCGCCCACUUCAUCUAAAAUCAAUUCAGCUCCACCAACUUUGAAGGAGAGUAAUUUUUUUAAUAGUGCUCAAGUAUAUGGAAAGUUAAAAGAAUUACCCCCACCGACGCAUACUCAAGGCGCUAAUCAACGCAAAUAUUCUUCAAGUUCUUCAUCUGGUGGCAGCGAACGCGAUCGUAGAACUCCAAAAGAUAGCACAAUGUUUCCUUUUGAUCGUGAGGCAAUUGAUUACAAACGCAUACAAAUGGAAUGUUUUGAAGUUAAUGAAAAUUCGAGUGAAAAUUCGGAAAGUGAAACUAGCGAUUCUAAUAGUGGUGAAUCAUGUUCUGUAUAUGAACGAAAAUUAUCAUUGCAUCAUAACACUCCUAAAUCGGCUGAUAUAUUUCAACAGUAUACUCUUUUAUCACAUCAAGAACUGCAACAAAGUCAUCACGUCAAUACCGGUCCACCAUCUCGUAAAAAUUCAAAACGCAUACGAUCCGACUUUGUCAUGCAUAGCACUAUACGUGAAAAUCAACAAUAUAUUAUGGAUUCUAAUGCAUUUUCUCCACAUCAGAAAACGUCAUUGUCGCUUUGCCAUCAGUCGCAAAAAUCUCAUGGAGAAUCAACAAUUUUUAAUGAGCUCUCUUCAAAAUUUGAGCAGAAUACAUCAAAGUCUGGAUCGAGUGCUAACAUAUCGCACAGUAAGAUUUCUAGUCCUAACAGCAGUAUUAACAGCACUCAUACCACAGUUGGAGGAAAACAUUCAACUAGUAGCACAUUCAACAGUCCAACAAAUAGUGUAAUCGAUGUUCAUAGUGAUGCAUGUUUGGAAUCACAUAAACUUUUACAUAAGAAGUCAUAUAAAUCAAAAAGUAAUACUGGAAAAGGUAAGACAACGGACUCACCUACAAAAUUGAAUAACUUAAAGUACAAUGGAACUGGAACAGUUAUAUGUACAGCUGCAGGACCUAUCAAUGUGACUCCCAAUCCUAUGGACUCGGCGAUGUGCAAGCAACCAUUAGCUACAAUUGUCGUUCAACAGCCAUCACUAAGUCUAGACAAUACCGUGGAAACAGUACUUAUCAAAAAUGAAGGCGAAUUCGUUAGUGUUGAGCAGGGAAAAGAUUUGAAUGCGAUCACUGGGUUAUCUGCGCGGAAACGAGAUUCACAACAAUUACAGAAUGCACCUCAUCUUCAUCAUCUACAACAACCGGAACAACAACAGCGGCAAAAACGCGAUGAAAACAUAAGGCAGCUUUUGGAUGUAACAAAUACUUUAACGUUUGAAGAACUACGCGAUUUUGAAAUGCGUUAUGGUUCUCCACAUCAUAGUCGUUCCCAAUCUGUUAAAACACCUGGUAGCCGUGCAUCAGGUCGACCUAAUCAAUUAUGCUUACCUCAACAGCGAUCACGUGUUGCUUCUAUGCCGAAUACUGGUGUAGAGGAAGAAUAUUAUAGAUUAAGACAUUUUUCAAUAACAGGUAAAGGCGUAGUUAAUCGUGGCGAUUCACUAAAAAGUCGCCGUAGUCGUUCCAAUAACAGUGUUGCCAGCUCAAAUUCAAGCACUGAAUAUCUCACUACCACGCAAAUACCAGCACCAAAUUCUGCGCGCACUUCUGCACCUUGUAGUUUGGCAUCAAGCCGUGAGAGCAGCACAUCCAACCCAGGUGGCGGUCCGUAUAGAGUACUUAUGUUGGGCGGACCUGCUGUGGGAAAGAGUUCUCUAGUUUCUCAAUUUAUGACUUCCGAGUAUUUACAUGCAUAUGAUACCAGCAUUGGCUACUGCGACAUUCGCAUUCAUAUUGAAAAACCCACUGACGACGAUGAAUCUGGGGAAAAAUCCGUAUCAGUAUUACUAAGUGGCGAAGAGUCUGAAUUGACAUUUAUCGACCAUGCAUACACAGAAAUGGUGCCCGAUGAUUGCCUGUCAAGUUAUGAUCCUCAUGGCUACUGCGUCAUAUACUCAGCAGCAGACCGUUCCAGUUUCAGCAUAGCUGAGCAUGUUCUACAGGUGCUCUGGACAAAUCAAAAUAUUGCUCAAAAAGCAGUUAUUCUGGUAGCAAACAAAGCCGAUUUAGCGAGAAGUCGACUAGUAACUUCAGACGAGGGAAAAGCCAUGGCUACUGCGUAUGACUGCAAAUUUAUUGAAACUUCAGUCGGCAUUAAUCACAAUGUAGAUGAGUUACUUGUUGGGUUACUCUCGCAAAUUCGUUUAAAAUUGGAAAAUCCAGAAAAGUCAAGAGAUUUGUUCAGAAAACGUUCUAUACGCAAAUCCAAAAAGCGGGCCUGUUCACCUUUAAGUGGCGCAUGCUUAACUGGGGGCACAAAUCCAAAUACUCCAUUGGGUCCUACAAACAAUAUUAUGUCAGACUUAAAUACUCCACCAGGAAGCGCCCAAAGCAGCCCACGCAAAUAUCGUGGUUCCCGCACUUCAACAAGUCUUAAAGUCAAAGGCUUACUAGGACGUGUCUGGGCACGAGAUUCCAAAUCAAAAAGUUGCGAGAACUUGCAUGUCCUAUAAACAGAAUUUCUAAAAAUUGUGUUAUACUAGUGUGCGAAGUUGGUUUGAAUGUGAAUCAGGAUGUGCAUAAGAAAGUUUAGUUUAUAUCAGACGACAUAAUUUUAAAAUAUUAUAAUAUCUAUCUAUUAUUAUAUAUAUCUUAAAUUUUCGGGUAUAAUUGCUAGUUACUUUUAACUAGCAACAAUAUUUAAAGAUUUUUAUUUUUAUA
Molecule: messenger RNA, 4193 nt
Organism: Teleopsis dalmanni
Lineage: Eukaryota; Metazoa; Arthropoda; Insecta; Diptera; Diopsidae
Product: M-phase inducer phosphatase-like
Exons: 15
Coding region: 89-3985 (1298 amino acids)
Cellular component (GO): plasma membrane
Molecular function (GO): GTP binding; GTPase activity; calcium channel regulator activity
Source: RefSeq, a predicted model, not a curated record